This is a messenger RNA of Suillus clintonianus, 3842 nucleotides long. RefSeq names its product CPSF A subunit region-domain-containing protein. The record is from RefSeq and is a predicted model, not a curated record. The transcript has 16 exons. Gene Ontology annotation, biological process: DNA repair; proteasome-mediated ubiquitin-dependent protein catabolic process. Gene Ontology annotation, molecular function: nucleic acid binding; protein binding. Gene Ontology annotation, cellular component: nucleus; site of double-strand break. Bases 123 to 3779 code for a protein of 1218 amino acids. NCBI's taxonomy places the organism in Eukaryota, Fungi, Basidiomycota, Agaricomycetes, Boletales, Suillaceae.
GACAAUGGCCUGGUCACGCGAUAGGGGCUCGGUCGCCUUUGGAACUUCACGUGACUUAAAACUGACAAAGUACCUUUUCCAUAAUGUAGUGGCUGUGCUAGCUGCGUGCACAAUUAAUCGCCAUGAAGGUCGUUACCACCUUUCACCCGGCUUCAUCUGUGGUAGAUUCACUCAAAUUUAGGUUGAAGGAUGAGCAGCCCUCGGAGUUUCUUGUCGUCGCAAAGCCAAAUAGGCUUGACAUCUAUGCCCUGCUUCCAGAAGGGCUCCGUCAUCAACAGGGUAUUGACAUCUGGGGAAGAAUCAGAAUUAUCAGAGCUGUGCCGGUCUUGAGCAGAAGCAGUAUCAGCCUGCUCGUGCUUACCGAUCACCCGGAGCCAGAGCUUAUAUUCCUGUCUUUUACCGUGAAUGGUGCAGGAUCGACGGAGAUCAAUCCUACAAAAUAUCUCUCAUUGUCGGAACGCAGUGCUCGGCCAGCAGAGUUCUGCCACACUCUUCUAGUUGAUCCGUCAGGGGGCGUGGCUGUCGUGAGCGCUUACACAGGCAAGCUCAAGGUCGUGGUGCUUGACCAAAACGGAGGAUAUGACCGUGACUUUGAUGCAUCAAUUUCUGAGCUCAACCUUCUGGACAUCACUUUUGUAUCAACAUCUCGGGAUAUGUAUACCUUGGCCAUGAUGCACAUCGACUACCAACAACGCCUCCAGCUUCUUACUCGUGACCUUUCCAUUGAGGACCUCCAGCUUUCCCCAUCCCCAUCACCACUCCUACCUUCGCUCCCUGUCCCAGGUAAACUGUUUAGUACGGCCAUGGAUGAUGACGGAACCCCUACUAUCAUACAUAUUCCCUCCUACAAGGGAGAUGAUGAUGAUUUUGAAGGAGGUAUCCUUAUUAUCGGAGGGCGUAAGAUCAUGCUGUAUGAUUUUGUGGACAUCGAAACACGGGCGAAGAGGGAGAGCAAGAAGAAACGUGCAGAUAAGAAGAAGACCACUGGAGAUGCAGAAGUAAAUACUAAAGAGAAGGCGAGUGAGUGGAAGAAGAGGAAAGCUAGAGCUGCGGUGGAAUGGCCAUGGGCAGAAGUCACUGCAUGGUGUCAUGUAGACGACCGGAAGUACUUGAUUGGGGACCGGUAUGGAAAGCUCGCGUUGCUUUCGUUAAACCUUAUGGGAGGCACGACGCUGACACUGAUGGCACUCGGAGAGACAUUACCACUACCCCCAUCUUCUGCGCUCGAUGCCCCUACAUUGCCUGUUCCAUCCACGAUAUCGACUAUCAGCCCAAACGCGCUCAACUCUGUGAGCAUGGGUAGAAAGGACGAUGUACCGGGUUAUAUCGUUGUUGGAAUGGGGAGUUACGUCACCGAGCUGGAGUCCUUCAACAACCUCGCUCCGAUACUUGACGCUGUGUUGAUUGACACGGAUGGUACUGGACAGAACGAAAUUGUAACAUGCUCAGGUGGCAGAAAUACAGGGAGCAUCAAAGUCAUACGAAGUGGCGCUGACUUUUCAGAGAAAGCGACAGUUCAGGGACUCGGGAAUAUCACCAAUAUAUGGCCAUUAAAAGAGAAAUACCGUGACCCCGAUUAUGCCCACAUCGCAGUCUCAACUCUGCAGAAAACGCACGUUUUUCGUGUUGACAACGCUUCAUCGAUCUCCAGCAUCGACGGUGACAAGAACGUUGGUUUUAUCACCGAUUUACCUACCCUCAUGGUCUCAAAUAUCCUUCGGCGCACGCGCAACGCGGAAAACAAGUCCGACUAUGCGGACUCUGCAUUUGUUGUACAAGUUGUUUCGAAGGGCCUGUUAUUACUUGAGUACGACCCUGGCCUGCAACAGUACACGAGAAUUGGUGAACCAUGGACCUUGGAAAUGUUCGCGGAUCCCGGUAAGGAGGGGUUGUGGAAGGGGCGAGAGGUCGUGGCUGCGAGUGUCAACGCCAGCCAGAUUGUGCUUGCACUCAACUGGGGGAGGGUGGUGCUGCUGACUCUGGACGACAAGCGAUUUAUCAAGCUGAGGGACCGCAAUUUUGUGCACAACAACCGCGAUGCGGAGAUUUCCGCAGUUUCGUGUCUUCCGCAGGAUCCAACCAAGGAUUUCGCGUUUAAUAUCGUGGUCGGAUUCUGGACAUCUAAACACGUCGAGAUACUCUCACUGAAACCUGCAGAUGGAACCAUGCCAACAAUUUCAACAACCCCUGUACUCUCCUCCGCACCCCGCUCACUCCUGUUGCACAAUUUCACAUCUGAUGACUUUAAGUUGUCAAAUACACACCCACAUUUACUCAUCGGGCUCACGGAUGGUUCCGUCGCGUCAUUUGUGUAUCGAAAUGAUCAACUGCUUGACCAGAAAUUGGUCUCUAUUGGAAGUUUGCCUGUAACAAUGCGUUUGUGUCGGAUCGGUACGAGACAAACCGUGCUUGCAUGUGGAAGCCGGACGGCAAUCUUAUUCUGGGAGAAAGAGAGGCUGAUGUAUUCGCCGCUUAUACUUAAGGAUGUGGCAGCCGCCGCGGAAUUGAGUACAAGGGCUUACCCAUCGUCUAUAGUCCUCGCUAAUUCCGAUGGCCUGGUCUUCGGGAACGUGAAUAACUUCGAUAAAUUGCACAUUCGUUCUAUACCUCUCGGCCUCAACAAUCCCUUACGCGUUACGCAUAUCCCGGCGCUUAGAGUUUUUGCCGUCGCAUGUCGUUGCAUAAUCCCGGCCCGCAUUGGAGACUUGGAGGAGAUCAGGGGCUCCAUACAAGUAUUUGACGACAUAUCGUUCAAUAAGCUCGGGCAUUUCAAUCUGGAGCAAGGCGAGGAGUCGACGUCGCUGUUGUCCUUCACAACAGAUUCCGGAUCGUAUUUAUGUGUUGCAGCGGUGACACUCGAAGAUGAAGACACGGAAGCCUCCAAGGGACGCAUUUUUGUUUUGGAAAUGACGUCGAAUGCAAUGCAGGUAAACAUGUCUGUCGUAACCUCGCAUGACGUCAAGGGAUGCCCCUACGCUUUGACUUCCGUGAAUUCUAUGAUCGCUGCGGCAGUCAAUAGCAUGGUCAUUCUCUUCAAGAUAGAUACAACGAGUGGAAAUAUGAUAAUGGCGAGGAUAACAACCUGGAACCACAACUAUCUGGUGACAAGUCUUGUGUCUCGCGGCGACAUCAUUCUGUUAGGCGACGCAAUCAGCUCAAUCUCGAUGUUGCGGCUCGAGGACAACCGACUGCACUUGAUUGCCAGAGACUAUGGCACACUAUGGCCCACCUGUGUCGAGCUCACGAGCAACUCCACCCUGAUUGGUGCAAAUAGUGAAUACAACCUUUUUACUUUCAGUCUCCAGAACUCGGGCACGCGGCAGCUCCUGGAGAGAGACGGCAAUUACUUCCUUGGAGACUUGGUGAACAAGUUCCUGCCUGGGACACUGUCAUCCCAGGAGGUUUCGCUAGACACGCCAAUGCAACCCCAACAAUUGUUCUUCACGUCUACCGGGCUUAUCGGUGUGAUCAUUGAUCUUGCUGACGAUCUUGCUUUGGACCUCACCGGCCUUCAACGCAACUUGUCCAACUACAUCCAGAAACAGGAAGGGCCGAAUCACACGAAGUACCGCACGCCAAAGAAUGCACGCGGUCGCAGCGACGCGGAUGCAUCGUCCUUCGGGUUCCUCGAUGGUGAUUUCCUUGAGCGUUUCUUGCAAUUUGUAGGAAAGCCCCAGGCGCUCAAGCGGAUUAUGGAUGGACAGAGCGAGCCCGAAAGACUCACGAUAUCGGCAGACAGGAUUCAGAAGGUGCUUGAGAGCAUGCAAAGCAUGCAUUGAUCGAGUGAGGGGGAUUAUAUGGAGUUGCAACUUGAUCACUCUAAACCAACUCUAAAUUUCAUU